AUGGGUCUGACUCAUGUCUACCACAAGUCAAUUGCAACUUUCUUCAGAGCCAUCGUUCGCCCUCUACUCCAUCUGAAUCCCAAUCCCGAUGAAGUCAUUUCCAUUCCGUCUCGGGAUGCGGGUCGAGUGAUCAAAGCAUAUGUCUACAAGCCCACAGGGCAGGACUACAAGCUCCCACGACCUGUUCUGAUCAAUUUUUGCGGCAGUGGCUACGUGCUUCCUUCAUUCGGGUCAGACGAUGAAUACUGCCGCUUCAUCGCAGAUAGAACCGAAUUUAUCGUCAUCGACGUGCAGUAUCGACUUGCGCCCGAGAAUCCAUUCCCGGCCGCGGUCAACGACGCCGAAGAUGUCGCAGCAUGGGUGCAGUCACUACCGGAUCAAUUUGACGCUUCCAGAAUUGCACUAUCGGGAUUCAGUGCGGGUGGAAAUAUCGCUCUAGCACUCUCGUGCUCAUAUUCAUCCAAGGAGCCUCAACGCGACAAUGUCUUUCGCACGGUGAUGUCGUUCUACGGCUCCGUCAAUAUGAGUAUACCAACGACCAAGAAACUCGUCGCAGAUAAAUCAAGUUUUGUCAUGUGCAAGCUGUUCCCCAUUUUCUCACAUUUGUGCCACAAAUGUCUCGAUUUCUCGGUCACGGACGCAAAGGAUCCUCGCUUGUCACCAAUAUUCGCGGAGCCCAGCUCGUUCCCCAAGAAUGUUUUGAUCAUUACUGCCGCCCAGUGCCCAUUUACCAUUGAGGCUGAAGAACUAGCCGAAAGGCUUCGAAAGUCGGGCGAGACACGUGUAUCAAGUAGACGAAUGGAGGGAUGUUCACAUGGCUGGGACAAGGGCACCAAGGAAGGAACGCAUGAAGCAAAGGCAAAGGAUGAAGCCUAUGAGAUAUCGGCAGCUUUUUUGCUUGAGAGUGUGAGAUAA
Molecule: messenger RNA, 915 nt
Organism: Penicillium oxalicum
Lineage: Eukaryota; Fungi; Ascomycota; Eurotiomycetes; Eurotiales; Aspergillaceae
Exons: 1
Coding region: 1-915 (304 amino acids)
Molecular function (GO): hydrolase activity
Source: RefSeq, a predicted model, not a curated record